Messenger RNA from Halichondria panicea, 2768 nucleotides. Its product is annotated as phospholipase A-2-activating protein-like. Gene Ontology annotation, cellular component: nucleus; cytoplasm. Gene Ontology annotation, biological process: ubiquitin recycling; proteasome-mediated ubiquitin-dependent protein catabolic process. NCBI's taxonomy places the organism in Eukaryota, Metazoa, Porifera, Demospongiae, Suberitida, Halichondriidae. The record is from RefSeq and is a predicted model, not a curated record. Bases 83 to 2572 code for a protein of 829 amino acids. The transcript is spliced from 30 exons. Gene Ontology annotation, molecular function: ubiquitin binding.
UAGACAUAUCCAAUGCAGUGGCACUCAGCUCUCAGAAUAAGUUCGCUUAGCUGGCCUGUGUACUACUGUUGAUCGACAAGUUAUGGCAUCGGGAUGGCUAAAUUUCCAACUUUCGUGCGAGAUAAUGGGCCACAGUGCUGAUGUACGUGCUGUGGAAACACAAGGCAGUGGUCCUCAACAAAAUCUAUUGACUGCCUCAAGAGAUGGCACUGCUUGUGUAUGGUGCCCUGAUGCAGGAUCAAACAGGGAGUUCGUUCUGAGCAAGACGAUUAAUAGUCACACAGGUUACGUUUCAUCCCUAUGUGUGAUUCCUGCAGAUGUUGCUGCUGGCAGGGGAAAAUCUCUCGUUGUAACCGGUGGGCAGGACAACACUAUUCUCGUUCACUCACUGGAUAUGGACGUGGGAGAACCUUUGGAGAGGUAUGUUGGCCAUCAGGGUCUGGUUACCUGCCUUAUUUAUCAACACAACCAACUGAUCUCUGGCUCGUGGGACAGCACUGUGAGGGUUUGGAAGAGCGGGUGUGGUAGUGAAGUGAUUGAGGCACAUAAGCCAGCUGUUUGGGCAAUCGCUGGACUCUUUGCUUUCGAUGGAACUAAUCGCAUUUUAACAGGAGGGGCUGACCGUGUGGUGAGACUGUGGGAAGUAGACACAAAAAUGUGUAUACAAGAAUAUUCUGGGCAUGGUGAUGUUGUUAGAGAUGUCAAGGUUUCAUCUCAUGAACUGUUUCUCUCAGCUUCAAAUGACUGUGUUAUCCGUGAAUGGAGCAUCCAUUCUGGGCUGUGUCUUCGAGAAAUGUAUGGACAUGAGGCGUUUGUGUACAGUCUUGCUCUGAUGCCUAGUCGAAGUGAUGUAGACUUUGUAUCAUGUGGUGAAGAUGGGACCAUCAGAGUGUGGCAAGGAGAUGUGUGCAAGCAAGUGAUACGAGUGCCCGCUACCUCAGUAUGGUCAGUAGCAGUUGAAACUAAUGGAGACAUCGUAGCUGGAUCAAGUGAUGGGGUUGCUCGAGUGUUCACAAUCAACGCAGAGAAAGUAGCACCUCCCCAAGAAAUUGCUAUCUUCAAUUCUAAAGUAGUGGAACACAACUCCGCAACGAAGAAGAGUAAUAUCGAUAUCAGCAAGUUGCCUGGAAUGGAAGCUUUGCACACUUCAGGUCAUACGAAUGGAGACACUCUAAUGGUCAACAAUGAAGGAGUCCCUGAAGUGUAUCAGUGGAACGUUGAUGUCAGUGAAUGGAUUAAGAUUGGAAAUGCGAUUGGAAAGGCUCCAGAAAACUCUCAUGUAUACAAUGGAAAGGAGUAUGACUUUGUGUUUGAAAUUGAGCUGGAUGAGGGGCCUCCACCUAAGAAUACUCUCAAACUACCAUACAAUCGAACAACUGACCCAUACAUAGCUGCUGAAGAUUUUCUCAGUGCUAACAGCCUCCCAGCUAGCUACUUAGACCAAGUUGCUGAGUUUAUCAUUCAAAACACUGGAAAUUCCAGUGGGUCAUUAAGCUCUAUGGCUGCAGACCCCUUCACUGGUGGCUCCAGAUAUGUGCCUGAUUCUGGAGGAGCAGUUCAAGAAAGAGGAUCUGAUUCUUUCAGUGGGAAGAAUCAAUACCAAACGAGUGCUGAUGAUCCAGAAGUUGGUAGUUCGUCUAUGGGGGGUGCUGCUGAUCCCUUCACUGGAAGAGGUGGCUAUCGCCCUGUAGCAUUUAACCAGCCACCUGCUAACAAGCCUGGAAUCACUGUCAAAUUUCAAGGCUCUCAGUUAUCUGAGACUAAUUUGUUUCCAUUGACCAACUACAAAUUUUUUGAAAGCGCUGGUGAAUAUGCAGGAAAAAUAAUGGGAAAAGUCAGGGAGUUCAAUCAAGUUAUAGAUCAAAGUCAGCAACUUACUGCUGAUCAGUUGACUGCAACAGAGGUGCUAUGUUGUGUGUUUACAUGUGGAUCUGUCACGACCAGUGUUUCAGAUCUCUCGUUAAUCAACAAAUUGCUUGACUGGCCAUCACAAAAUUUGUUUCCAGGUCUUGAUAUUGUGCGUCUAGCCUUGCUUAGUGACGUGGGACACAAACAUUUAAUCCCUGAUCAACACACUGGUGCAGAGUUUGUGAGGAUCAUGACCAGUUUUGCACUUGGCCCACAUUCUCAAAGCAAGAACUUGCUGCUAGUCUUGAGAAGUCUUGCCAACGUGUUUUCUCAGGAUGCUGGAGUUCAACUAAUGGACUCUAUUCGAUCCAAGGUACUUUCUGACCUCUGUAAGCUCUAUCCAUCUUGUACAAGUCGGCCUAGCCAAAUUGCUCUGGCGACUGUGGUGCUCAACUAUAGUCAUUACUAUAGUAAGAAUGAAAAGUUUGAUGGUUACAUGGAAUGUACGGAGCACAUUUGCAAGCUCAUUGAUUCUUCAUUUGAUGCUGAAGCCAAAUUUAGAGCUCUAAUUUCAUUAGGAAGCUUGACGUCUGUGAGCAAAGAAGCUGUCAAGUUGUCAGCUCAACCUAGAGAUUUAAUCGCCAUGGCUCGUGGACUAGCUACCUCAAGUGAUAUGGAGAAGGUAAGGCGAUGUGCAGAAGCUGUGCUGGAGUCUUUAAAGUAAUGACCGAUUGUGACAAUAAGUGAUUUACAAUUAUUAUUAUUAUUAUUAUUAUUAUUAUUGUGUAGGUAUAGUUAUUAAUUUUUUUUAAAGACUAGACGCUGUGUUUCUGUUAGCUACCGUAUAGCGGGUUGUUUUCUUAUGAUGGCGUACAUUUCUUAUUGUAGAGCAUCAUACGAAAAGAAAUUAUUCUACUGCA